Molecule: messenger RNA, 1090 nt
Organism: Castor canadensis (American beaver)
Lineage: Eukaryota; Metazoa; Chordata; Mammalia; Rodentia; Castoridae
Source: RefSeq, a predicted model, not a curated record
GUUCAAGGAUCUAAGAGCAACAUAAGGGGUAUGAAUGCAUGGGAAUGGAUAUGGGGAGGAGGACCAGAAACACCUGGAGGAACUAAACCUCUUCUGUUUGAUACCAUAGAUGCCACUAGACAAGGUCCAGGUGGACAAAAGGCAGAGUUUGCAAAGAAAUAUGGGAAACUUUUUAGCCUGGAGUUGGAUGUCUUACCUUCAGCAGUUAUAACUGGACUGCUUGUAAUCAAAGAAAUCUGUGCUCACAUGGAACAGAACUUUCUAAACCACCUCAUCACUCCUAUGAGAGAACAUACCUUUAGUAAAUAUGGCAACUUUCUUCAUCACCCCAAGGUAUUUUUGUACCAGAAUCAGAAUACAAUAAUUUUGAUGUUCUUUACCCCAGGAUUGAUCAUGUCUAAUGGGCAGAUAUGGAAGGAGCAAAGAAGGUUCACUGUGACAAUGCUAAGGAACUUUGGUUUAGGAAAGAAGAGCUUAGAGUGGCGCAUUCAGGAGGAGGCCCAGUACCUUAUUGAGGCCAUAGAAAAGGAGAGAGGCAAAACUACUUCAAGUUUCCAUGAAGAAAAUCUCGUUUUCCGCACCCUGGACCUCUUCACAGCUGGAACAGAGACAACAUCUAUGAUGCCACACUGGGGUCUGCUGUACCUGACCCUCUACCCAGAAGUGCAAGAAAAAGUACAGGCUGAGACUGAUAGAGUGAUUGGCCAAUGGAAGCAGCUAAGCCUGGCAGACCAAGAGUCACUGGCCUAUACCAAUGAUGUCAUCCAUGAGAUGCAGAAAAUGGGCAACAUCUUCUGCUUGGAUGCUCCCAAGGAAGUGACAGUGGAUACUACUUUGGCUGGGUAUCACCUGCUGCAAGGAACAGUGAUACUCCCCAAUUUGACUACACUGCAUAGGGACCCCAAAGAGUAAGCUACACCAGACACAUUCAAUCCAGAGCAUUUUCUGGAGAAUAGACAGUUUAAAAAGAAGGAAUCCUUUCUGCCUUUUAGAUUCGAGUUAAUACACAUAAAUGGCUUGAAACUUGAAAGGUUGAAGAAUGGAUAUAGUGAAAACACCUUUGUGUUUCCAAGCCAGCAGUUGCAAAAGG